Molecule: messenger RNA, 1590 nt
Organism: Cryptococcus wingfieldii CBS 7118
Lineage: Eukaryota; Fungi; Basidiomycota; Tremellomycetes; Tremellales; Cryptococcaceae
Exons: 6
Coding region: 1-1590 (529 amino acids)
Biological process (GO): deadenylation-independent decapping of nuclear-transcribed mRNA; deadenylation-dependent decapping of nuclear-transcribed mRNA; positive regulation of catalytic activity
Cellular component (GO): P-body
Molecular function (GO): mRNA binding; enzyme activator activity
Source: RefSeq, a predicted model, not a curated record
AUGUCUACAGAUGACGAACGACUCAUCGAAUUCCGCAACGCCACGAACUUUCGAUCCGUCAAGCGUGCCGACCCAUCCAUAUCAGCAAUCUUAGAGACCAGUGUAUACAGUGUCGUAUACCACUAUGAUGAGAGGAGCGAGAGAUGGGAGAAGCAGAAGAUGGAGGGACCGCUUUUUGUCGUCCGCAGGGAGAAGACGCCGGAAUAUCAACUGUAUAUGCUCAACCGACAAACAGUCAAGAACCCCGCUAUCCCAUUAGUACCCGGAGAGAUGAAGAUGACGGUUAUUGACGACGGAAUGCUGCAAGUUGCCCGUCGUGGAGAGAAGACGAGAAUCGGAAUCUGGUUCAGUGAGGGACAUGAGCAAGUCGAAACGUUCCGAGCCGCCAUCCUCGCGAUCGUUGGUCAACCGUCCAAAAAGACUCCCGCUGUGACCUCACCGCAAGUUGCUCCGAAUGCCCCCUCGCAAUCUUUUGCCCAGCAGCCAUCGCAGUCAACGCAAGAAGAUGGUCUUAGCAAGCUCUUUGCCGGCCUACUUCCACCUAUCAACGGGAAUGCUGCAUUCUUGGGUGGGGCGCCCGCUCCUCAAAGUGUUUCGCAGGGGCCUACACCAAGGGAGGAGCGACCCGCCCCUCCCCUGCCAUCACACAGGCCCAGCCCCGCACCUGCCCCUCCCAUUUUGUCUCAUCCUCAAUAUCAAUCUCAGCCUCAGGCGCAGUACCAGGUCCCGCCACCGACGCAGAUACAAGCGUCCGUCUCUGUCACGAUGCCAACGGCUCCCCCUCUCCCUGACUCGACGGCACUCGCGCCAACGAGCGAGAACAAGUUGGAGACAGCCGACGACUUGCUGGCUAGUAUCUUGGGCACUGUUCCCCUACCUCCACGGUCUGUACCGGCCCCUGUGGCACAGAGGGUUUCACCGCCUGCCCCGGCUUCGGUGCAGCCCCAUCGCCAAUAUACGCCCCAGCCUAGUCAUCCGGUGCCACAAGCAGCAGCUUCCCCUGCAAAUGCUUUCCAGCGGCCACAGAACUACGCCGGACAGCAUGGCUACGUGUCUCCUCAAGGGCAGCAACCUCAGAUAGCUACUGAGCCGCUUGUACGCAAGUCGUCCAGGAUUGGAGACGCGACCUUUGCUCAGGCCGCUACUGCUGCUUGUUUCUCUGGAGUGUCCGAAUCUUCGGGCAUCCCAGGAUCUCCUUCCAACCUGCCCCAAUACAAUCAGUCUCAAUACAAUGCCACCCACACCGGCUACCCUUCUCAACCGUUCACUUACAACAAUGGCCAACGCACCGUCUCUCCCCUCCCCCCUCGACCUACCCAACUAAGCGGAUACAGGCCCAACGCUGAAGGAAAGGCCGUCAUGGCAGAAGCGGUGACGGACGUUAUCGUGAAGAAGGAGCAACAGGAGAACGUAAGGAUUUGGGGUGUAGAGUUGAGUGCCGAACAGAGAAAGCUAGAGUUCAAGAGGAGACUUGUCGAUCUGAUGAUGACGGACGAGGAGUUUAUUGAUGAUUUAUGGAAUUCUUAUCUGGAAAGGAUGGCCGGUAUGAGGACGGCACCCAAAGCGGCGAAUGGGUGGUUUGAGGGGUAG